AUGACGAGUGGAUCCACCAACUCGUCUUCCUCGGGAGCGGGUGCAUCGCAAACGCUGACGCUUACAGCCACCGAAGCUUCUCGUACACAAGCUACAGACUCGGAUGGAAUUCUACAUCUACGUCCCGGACCCGGACGGUCUGCCUCCGCGACGACGAGCUCACGCAGGGUAGUCUGGACGCAAGAGACGGUGGACAACGAAGGGUUGGGUCGCAAGAAAUCCAAGAUCUGCUGCAUCUAUCAUAGACCAAAAGCGUUCGAUGAGAGCUCGGACGAGUCAUCGGAUAGCCCCACUGACUCGAGCUCAGACUCGGAUGAGCAUAGUACCGACUCAGACAAGGACGCCCCGAAUUACUCGAAAGCGAUCAAGGAUAAGUUGAAGCAGCCCAACUCGAACGCUCACCAUCCCACUCAUCAUCCUCACGACACGUGUCAGCAUGCACAUUCAAACCACGCUUCGAAAUCGUCCAAACAAAAGUCCAAGCGCAAAGUGCGCUCUUCAGCACGCUCACAGACGAUUACCAAAGAACAGACAGAUGGCCCAACAGAUCAACACCACAGCCACGCAGACAACCAUGCAAAGCCAUUCACUCCCAACGCAUACGAACGUGGCCCACGAUGA
Mycosarcoma maydis (corn smut) is the source of this 621-nucleotide messenger RNA. RefSeq names its product type 1 protein phosphatase-activating protein YPI1. Gene Ontology annotation, molecular function: protein serine/threonine phosphatase inhibitor activity; protein phosphatase 1 binding. Gene Ontology annotation, cellular component: nucleus. The coding region runs from base 1 to 621 and encodes 206 amino acids. Lineage: Eukaryota; Fungi; Basidiomycota; Ustilaginomycetes; Ustilaginales. The transcript has a single exon. The record is from RefSeq and is a predicted model, not a curated record.